This is a messenger RNA of Hemiscyllium ocellatum (epaulette shark), 8278 nucleotides long. RefSeq names its product family with sequence similarity 222 member Ba (gene fam222ba). Lineage: Eukaryota; Metazoa; Chordata; Chondrichthyes; Orectolobiformes; Hemiscylliidae. The coding region runs from base 1 to 1353 and encodes 450 amino acids. The transcript is spliced from 2 exons. The record is from RefSeq and is a predicted model, not a curated record.
AUGGAGGUGUGUUUCCGGGAAAAUACGCAAAAGAUGAGAUCUGCACAGUACCCAACCCCAGCAGAAUUGGAUGCAUAUGCUAAGAAAGUUGCCAACAAUCCACUCACCAUAAAAAUCUUUCCAAAUAGUGUCAAAGUACCACAAAGAAAACACCUUCGUCGUACGGUGAACGGUUUGGAUACUUUGGGCCAGCGAUUCAGUCCCUACCCAUCUCAGGCUAGCUCGAACCGUGGUUUACUUGCAAUUGUCAAGCUGCCCACGAAGAGGAUUGUGAAAGACUUUGACGGAACCCGAGCAAGGUUACUGCCCGACAUGAACCCCCCGUCUGCUCCCUAUGCUGCACCUAGCACUUUAUCCCACCCGCAAAACAUGCUGCUACAACCGGGUUUACAUGGAUACCGGAAGAUGCGCCCGGACGGGGAUGCCCCUCCCAAUGUCACGGUGUCUACCUCAACUAUUCCACUCUCCAUGGCUGCUAACUUGCAGCAGAACAGGCCCUCUGACUUAAACAGCAUUGUGCACCAGAUAUACCAGAUGUGCCAGGCCAGUGCGGGCCUUACCACUACCUCAGUCUGUGAGGGACAGAUCGCCAACCCCAGCCCCAUCAGCCGCAAUGUGUUGAUUCACGCUAGCACUAGGGUGUCUGGUCAUGGGGUGCCAGGUCACCUGCCCCCCUGCAUUGUGAACCCGGGGGACCCAGCCAUCGCCAUGACAGCCAUUGCCCCUGGCAGCAUUGCCAUGGGCAAUAUGAACAGGAUGCAGGCAGCCUACCAGAAUGACAUAGAUUCUGCUACAUGGCACCAGCACCAGUUGGCACAGUUGCAACAUCUGACUAGAGACACUGGCACUGGGCAUCCCAACAAGUUCCACAGAGAGAUUUCUGCUGCAGGGUUGACUAGCAAGACGUUGAGUUACCCUGCCGAGCUGUACCUGGGCCAGCCUUAUAAUCUGAGAGUUCCUGGUGAUAAAUUGUCGCCAUCUCCCCCAGUCAAUGGAAUCCAGGGGGCUUUGCCAUAUUCCAAUGGGCAGUACUUCCAGCCAAUAUGGAACAAUAUCCUUCCGACUCCCAACAGCGACAGCUCUGGGUCCCAGGACCUGGGCAUGGUGUUUCAUGGAGGAGCCUCUGGCCCAGUGGACUGUGUGGCGGGGACUCCUCUUCGAGCUGGAGCUGGUUCCUCCAGCCAAAGCAAUGUCCUGCAGACUGUGGAUUACCUGGGUGGGGACUACCAGAACUCCUGCUUUAGGGACCAGACUAUGGGCAUGUUGGGGAAAAUCCACAGGCCCCCUGUCAGCCGAGGUCCAGAACCAAAUCUUCAUCAGAAUGGUCAUGUUCAUCACCCUGUGUACAGAUGAACUGAGUUCAAGUAACUGUGGUGCUCUAGUUAGUCUUAACAGCAAUUUUUGAUUAUGUUUUGUGUUAAUGUCUUUGAUUGCCAAACUUGUCAGUUUUUUCUCUCUCUCUCUCUCUCUCUCUCUCUCUCUCUCUCUCUCUCUCUCUCUCUCUCUCUCUCUCUCUCUCGUUUGGAAAACUUCUUUUGCAGGUCGCCUUUUUUUCCUUCUGUUGUCUCUUUGUGAGGAAGGGUAUUUCCACAAGAUUGAAGUCUGUGUUUAACCACCACCUUGAUGUGUGAUUAGAAACUGGUUUCAGUGACAGGAUUAGAGGGAAGGGAAAGAAUGCAAAACAGAUGUAAUCUCUCCAAAGAACAUCUGCAGUUCCAGAAUCUGUGUUGAAGGGAGGGGUGUGAAGAGCUGUUGGCAGCUACUGAAUUAUCUGGCUUGUGUCCAUGUGUCACUCACGGGCAUUCAGUGCUUUAGUGUAAGGCCCCGCAGUUGUUGAGAUGUUGGAGCCCCUUAGGAUGUGGCUUGUGUGUGCACUCAACGUUUCUUUAGUGAUUCCCAACUCCCUCUCUCUUUCGACUUGUAUCGCCUUGUGCUGCUGCUUUGUUGCAGGCUUUGUGAUCUCUGAACUACAGAGUUCUCUUUUUUUUUUAACCUGGAUAGAUCCAUUUUCAAAGUUGUCACUGGGAGGAAAAGUUCACUCUUAUAGCUGAAAAAGUGGCAAGUUGAAAAUUCAUUUAAAUCUACAGAGCUGUUUGGUUUUCCCUGUAAUUUUGGAUGAAAAUCGGCCUCCUUUUUAAAGCAAAGUGAAGAGCCAUCACUGUCGAUUUAAGUACAGAGAGUUUUAUGAUUUUUAUUUGCUAAGUGUAGCACUGUUCAUCCCCAUCUCUAUCAGCCAGCUCCCUUUUAUCUGGCGAGCUUGCUGCAGAGCCCUGAGGUUGGCGAUUUUUGUAGUUGAGAAUGAAGUGGGGGCAGCAAGUUCCGUCACACCAGUGAAGUCCCCAAAUUGUGUGGUGUGAUCUAAUCCAAGAUGUGCUUUGAGGCAAGUGCACCCAUUACCUCAACUGGUAAACAUCUGUUGGGUGUUUGAAAUAAUUAUUUGCACACUGUUGUUCAGUGCAUGCUGUCGGAUCUGAGGUUUUAGGGGAAAAAAAUGUAUUUAUUCAUCCUGAAAGAUUUGACGUAGAUAAUCCAAAAUAAGAAUGUGGUGCUGGAAAGGCACAGCAGGUCAGGCAGCAUCUGAGGAGCAGGAGAAUCGACAUUUCAGGCAUAAGCCCUUCAUCAGCCCUGACUAAGGUCUUAUGGCCAAAAUGUCUAUUCUCCAGCACCUCUGCCUGACGUGUACUUUUCCAGCACCACACUCUCCAUUCCGAUCUCCAGCAUCUGCAGUACUCACUUUAUUAAUCCUAAAUAACAUGAAGGUACCAGUUUUAGUUUGAAGUUAAAGCCCAGAUGUCUGUCUCUCACUCCAAACCUUGAGAUCAGACUUGCUAAGCUUUUGCCCGAAAUGUCAGUUAUUCUGCUGCUCGGAUGCUGCCUGACCUGCUGUGCUUUUCCUGCAACACACUCAUGCCUAUUCAAAGCCCUUGCUCCUGAUUCAUUUGUCUGUGUAGGUUUAGAAAUAUUUGCUUUUAAGAACUGCAGUGCUUAGGGUGGCUGGGAUGAAAUUUAAUUUGCAGCUUGUAUGUUUGCACUAAGUGACCAAAAACUCUUUUUAAAAAAAAAAUACAGUUGGUUCACUCAUGUCCUGUUGGACAGAGGCCUGUUGUUAUCAGAUUUGUCCCUGUUUGCAGUUUUGGCUUCAUGUGUCACUCAAUAGCAUCUCAAAUUACCAGAAAGAAUAAAGUCUUUUGGAGGAACGCUACUGUCAGAUACUUGAGGAUUGACAGUAAAUGCUGGCCUUGCUGGUGGUAAUCACAUGAAAAUGAUUUGUUUGGGCAAAAUGCCCAAUUUUAUUAAAUGGGGGUCAUGCGUGGAGUCAGCAACAGACUGGGGUGUGAAACUUGUCUCGAGGAAGGGAUUUACCUUAAGUUUGACUUCUCCCCCAGGGCACACACCACCAGAUACAAAGAUGCUAGGUUGUAUUGCUGGUCACUAGCUGUCCUGGGGUAACUUUAAGCAGAUCUCCAGUCCUGUUUGCUCUCCACUGACACCUGCUGGUAAGUCCUUGUGCAUGCCGAAAGAAUCAGUGUCUACAGCGAUGUACAAUGUCAAAUGAUAUGAACCUGAAGGCACUGUUCUAGUGCGGCGAUAGUGUCCCUCUGACCCAGAAGGCCUGAGUUUGAGUCCCCCCUGCUGCAGAGGUGUGUCUGAGCAGGUUAAUUAGAAUAUACCUAUGGCACUUGCUAUCUGACCCAACACUAGGAGAAGGAACUGAUGGCAAAAAGAUGCCAGAGGAAUGUUAAACACUAGUACAGUUAUCUCAAAAUAAAUCUAAUUGGUUUUCAGAGAAUUAGAGGGGAGGAAAUUGAAAAGAUUCCCUUAAACUCUGGAAUCAUGAGUUCCUUUUCACUGCAGAAAAUAUUUGAUUUUGUUUCCCUACUCUAUCAACUAAAUGGGUCGUUCUUAAUAAUCUAUUUAUGCAGCUGCUAUUUCUGACCAUCAAACCGACCUUUGGAAUACACUUUGUGACUUUCAUAUGCAUGAAAUACUUUUCAUACUACGCGACCUGGAAGGCUUGGUGUUUUUAUCCUGCUGCUCCUUGAAAACAAAGGCCUUUUAUCUGCAAUUAAAAUGAUUUGAUAAGUUUGGCAACAAAUGCAUUGAAUGCAGUUUUACUUUUCCAUACACUGGCUGAAUAUUGCUAUACUACUGUAACUUAAAGAAAGUGUAAUAAUUCUGUAUGAAUGUUGCCUGUUAGUGAGGGUCUGAGUAGCAACAUUUGUGUACGAGUGAUGCUGUUGACAUCUGUAAGUCAUUGGUCUCCCUCAAAAGCCCAUUGAAAAGCCUUAAGUCUUUGCUCCCUUCAGAGCUCUUACAAUGGUUUGGAAUUAGAAAGAUGGCAUCAUUUUUAGCACAAAGCUAUUGGUGGGUAACAAUUCUCAAGAGGUUCUCUUAAGCAACAGAAAAAGUAGACAAUAUUUUAUUUAAUAUUUUUAGAUGUGUGUAGUUCAGGGCUUAAAGAAUUUGUUUUCCCCCUCAGCCCACAGCCUUUCAGGGCUUCAAAGCUUUACUGGUGUUGAUUAGAUAUGCGAUUAAAUGUUUUGUGACUGGAGUCACUGUUAAAGCUCAGUCAGGUUAUCAUUUAAGAGUCCUGCAAUAUUAAGGCUGUCAGUGAACCUAUAAUGGUGCCUGUUGGAAUACUUCACAAUGUCCAUGGAUGGUGGCUGUUUAGUAACUGUGUGGCAUAUUCUGUUAUUACCUUUUGCGUGCUGACUUCUCACCCCCUCCACCCCAACAUGCACGCGCACUGAGGAAAAUGAGAAGUAACACUUUUUUUUUUCUCCGAAACCAUUUUUGAACACUUCCCUCCUGUGAAAUGAGCAUUGUAGGAAAAAAUCAGUUUCAUAAAUUUUGAAAAACUAGAUUAAUAGCCACUUCAUAAAAGAACAGCUCAAUAGAUAAAAUUUGAUAAAAAUUUUGUUUUUGGGUUCUUCAUGCUCAUUUGUUUUGUAUCUGCAUGUCAAUAAAACCAGAGCUGCUGGUUCUUGAACUGUUCAAGUUCUGUUUUCAGCCUGUGUAUUCAGUUAAUUCAAUCUGAGAAAUCAUGGCUGCAGUCGUUCAAUACCAUCACUGAUACAGUCCUAUUCUCUGCCAAGUUGGAUAACUUUUAGAACAGAAUUUAAUGGAGCUCCGUUUUCUAGCUGUUGGAAGACUUUUAGACUUUGUGAUUGGUUGAAAUGGUAGAAUAUCUGUUUUACCCAUUAGAUUCAGUGUUGUCACUAGAUUUCAAUAUCUAAUAACUUUCUCUGAAACUUUCCAAUGCCCAUUACCCAAAUGCACGGUGACCUUAUGCCAUCGCAAAUUUUCAUUGUGGCUGCCAAGUGUUUUGAACUGUGAAGACUGGCCUUUAAAAGUCAUUCGCAGGUUUUAGUGGCAAUUCUUUAUUCAACUGGUUGGUGAGGGGCACUGUCUUUUUCCACGUCCCUUUUUGUUUUUUGCAUCAAUAUGCUAAAAUAUUCUGGCAAAGAGCACAGAAAUGACCAUGUUCUUUUGGGUUUGGUAGUCAGUAGGGCUGAAGUUUGAUCGGAAGCAGGGCUAUUAAAAUAAUAGUGGGUGUUUUUGAUGACUGUCUCAUAAUGGGUGGGAGGUUGCUUCACUACACACCAGGCAAAGUUGAACUUGUAAUGCCGACCAAGCAUCUGAGCAUCCUAUUUAAUUGAUUUUUAUCACCAGUGUAAUAAUGACUAUAGGUAAAUGUGUGGCCUUGCUGUAGAAAUCCGUUUUACUCCAAACCAGUAUUUUGCAGCAUUUACAGUUGUGACCUACUAAAGUAGCUCAAGUGCCAUCCAGUGUUUUUGAUUUUUGACUAAGAAACCUUAGUGACAGAUUUUCAAAUUGGUUUGUGAGCGAUAUUCAAUGGGGAACGAAUUGCUGUCUCUAAUUUGUGUCCUAGGUGUCAUACACUUAACAACAGACCUUUCUGAGAUUGUGAAUCUCAGCAGAGAGGGUGUGCUGUGAUGCCACCCAGGGUUUUAAUGUUGCUGGAAAUGUGAAAUCCUUUAUUGCACGAAAUUUUUCCUCCAGGAUUUCAGUAAAGUUGAGCAAUAGUUCUGUGAAGUUGAACUAAUCUGCCAACUUCCACUUUGAAGAAAGCAGUGCGCAUUGAACUUCCAGGUAUUACUUUUUCAAGCUUCAAGUGUCCAGAGCUGGUGUUGACAAUUUAUAGAUGUAUUACUGGCAGAGGCAGGGCAGUUUGAGGUGAUGGAACAAAGUGUGUCAAAUCCCAAGCGUAUUUAUUGAAUGUGUUUUCUAUAGUUUGAAUGGUUUCAGUAUCCAGUGACCACACUGCGAUGGAACCUGUGCCUCUUCUGAUAAUUUAUGAAGCCUCUUAGUGUGUUUUUGUUUGAACUGCCCUGUGCUAAUUCUAAUGAACGUGUAUUUUUUUCUUUGCUGCAAUGUGAAAAGGGUACCUCCACAGAGCUCAGCUGAAUAAUGUAUUUGCCCACUGUGGAGGAGACUGCUGCUGUAUUCCUGAAACAAAAGAUUAAAUAUAAGCUGCUUUUUAAAUGUGCUUACGGGUAAACUCCUUCUGGCUGCAGAAGGUGUUGCAGUUGGCGGAGUUACUGAUGAAAAGCUGCACCUGAUGGACCCCUAGCCAGGGCUAGGACAUGUUUGGAGUAGAUGUGCACAGGUGGACUUUGAUAGACAAAGGCUGUGGCCUCCACCUGUAGAGUGCCAAUUUCUGAAGCUGAGCCACUACUGUGAGAACCCUUAUCUAAAAGGAGGUGACACCUUUUUUCAUUUUUUAGCAUUUCUACCCCCAUGUUCUUGUGCAAAUAUAAAGAAAUAUUUUGUGUGAAGUACUUUGUUCCCUUGCCUUCUAAUAGUUUCCUUGUAAACCAAACUCUGCAUCUUUCAGACUUUGUGCAGCCCAGUCCAGCUCCUCCUCAUACAAUCUGGGAUCUCCUGUUGCACUAAGAUGCUGACCUCGCUGUGCCACUGCAUUUUUAAAAAUCAUCUACUCAUUCAACGGUGUGUUUUACCACUGACUGAUCUUGGUGAGCAGUGUUUGGGAUUAUGUCAUCCAGCUGACCUGAGCUACGUCAACUCACCAAUUGCUACCUGUUCUUGCACCUGGACACUGAACAUCUAUCAAGUGUUUUUAAAAAGACUUAUCCCAUUAAAAUGGGAUAUAGGGCAGCUAAGUGGUUAGCACUGCUGCCUCACAGCAUCAGGACCCAGGUUCGAUUCCAGCUUUGGUGACUGGUCUGUGUGGAGUUUGCUUAUUCUCCCUGUGUCUGCAUGGGUUUCCUCCUACAGUCACACAGAUGUGGCGGGUUAGGGUGGGUUUGCCAUGCUAAAUUGCCCAUAGUGGUAGGUGCAUUAGCCAGAGGUAAAUGUAGGGUAGGGGAAUGGGUCUGGGUGAGUUACUCUUCAGAAGGUCAGUGUGGACUUAACGGGCUAAAUGGCUUGUUUCCAUGCUGUAGGUAAUCUCAUCCAACAAUGUUUUUACCAAUCUGAGAAUUCUUUUUUAAAUUGCUUGAGUUCAAGUGAUAUACUUAUCAGCAAUCCCUCCACCAAAACGCAUCCUUAUUUUUCUCUGUCCUUCAUGCCCAGAGGUUUGUGUAUGUGCUUUAGUUUCUCUACCCCUGCACUGUCCUGGUUGGCUAGGUGUGCAGAGAAUACAGCCUGUCCAUUUCUAGGUAACCCUGCUGUCAGCAGAGGUGUGGAUAGUGGCAGCUCUCUUUUGGACUCCUCCCCAGCCUCCAGUGGCAAAGCUGUUCCUCCUGCUGGACUAGAAGUUAGCUAAUGUGUUGACAGCUUGAAUAACCAUUGAAGCUCUGUUAAUGACUCUGUCCAAGACACUUAACUCUAGUGCUGGGGCUGAACCAGUAUUAAUUAACAGGAGUGAUUGUAGAGUACCAAUUUCUUGUUCCGUUGCCACACUGAGAAACGGAGUCUAACCAAAGGUACCAAUGGGAAGGAUAAUGCAACAAUUGGCACUUCCACACACGUGUCCCUAUUGGCAUCCUUUGGUAUCUUAUUUGAAGAAAUGGUCACUGUCUGAUGCUGAUCUUUGAAACUUCACAAUGUAUGACCUAGCUUCUUAAAUUUGUAGAAGUAAAAUCGAGAGGCUUUAAAAAUUUCUAAUUUUCCCUCCAUGUCGGGAAAAGCUCAACACUAACUGGUAAAUGUUUUACAAUGUUUUCGGAAGUGGAAAUGUGGAUGGUGAGCAGUUCUUGCUGUUGGAGGAUAUAUCAAAUUCAAUAUGAAAACUCUGUAUACUAUUGUAGAACUACAUUUUGAAGAAUAAAAAAAUUUGCACAUCUAAACAGAA